Messenger RNA from Liolophura sinensis, 3984 nucleotides. Its product is annotated as MAP kinase-activated protein kinase 2-like. The record is from RefSeq and is a predicted model, not a curated record. Bases 98 to 1162 code for a protein of 354 amino acids. Lineage: Eukaryota; Metazoa; Mollusca; Polyplacophora; Chitonida; Chitonidae. Gene Ontology annotation, molecular function: protein kinase activity; ATP binding. The transcript has 10 exons. Gene Ontology annotation, biological process: protein phosphorylation.
AAGCAGGCGAUUUUCAGAAAGGCAUAACCGGUAAAGUCAGGGAAAGUCAUCGAUUACGUCGAGUUUGGCAGUGAAAGAGGUAAAAGCCACUGUCAGGAUGAUGGGCGAAACCCAGUCACGAAAUCUGGUGUCCAAGAAAAACCUGAUCACAGAAGAUUACAGGAUUUCGAAAAAUGUGUUAGGUCUAGGAAUCAACGGAAAAGUGGUGGAGUGUUUUUCUAAACAGACGGGAGAGAAAUUCGCGUUGAAGGUUUUGCGGGAUGCACCAAAAGCACGGAGAGAAGUGAGUCUGCACUUUCGAGCGUCAGGAUGUAAGCACAUUGUCCGGAUUGUAGAAGUCUAUGAAAAUAUGUAUGGAGGACAAAAGUGUCUUUUGGUGGUAAUGGAAUGUAUGGAAGGAGGUGAAUUAUUUGGAAGAAUACAGGAAAGAGCAGACCAACCCUUUACAGAAAGAGAAGCAGCAGCAAUAAUAUAUGAUGUGUGUCAGGCCAUUUUACAUCUACAUUCCAUGAAUAUAGCCCAUAGGGACUUGAAGCCAGAAAAUUUACUGUACUCAAAACAAGGUCCAGAAGGAAUUCUCAAAUUAACCGAUUUUGGGUUUGCCAAAGAAAUUACAAGCACAAAGGCUUUACAAACACCAUGUUACACACCUUAUUAUGUAGCACCAGAAGUUUUGGGGCCGGACAAGUAUGAUCGAUCAUGUGAUAUGUGGUCAUUAGGUGUUAUCAUGUAUAUAUUGUUGUGCGGUUAUCCCCCAUUUUACAGUAACCACGGCAUGGCAAUAUCACCAGGGAUGAAGAAAAGAAUUAGGAAUGGACAAUAUGAAUUUCCUCACCCAGAGUGGGAUAGAGUCUCACCUGCAGCAAAGGAUUUAAUCAAACGACUACUGAAGACAGACCCAGAUGAAAGGCUGGUUAUAACAGAGGUCAUCAAAACACCUUGGAUAGCAGAAUUCACAAAGGUACCUCAGACUCCAUUGUUAUCAGCAAAGGUUUUGAGAGAGGAGGAGGACCUGUGGGUGGAUGUUCAGGAGGAGAUGACCAAUGCCUUAGCAACAAUGAGAGUGGAUUAUGACCAAUGUGUUAUUAAACAACUAGAUGACUCUAACAAUCCAAUACUGAAGAAACGCCGAAAGAAGGAAGAGCCAGGUUCAGCUGUUUGAGGCUGACAAACUGUAGCAACGAAUGUUUUAAAUGACUUUGUUACAUACAAUAUAUAUAUAUGUACCCAAUUUAAAUAUAUAAAUAAGCAUAGAUCCCCAUAUAUUUUUUUUCUAUAUUGAAAAUAAAGUGUAGCCAUUGCAUGAGACCAGAGAGUUUGAGAAGUUAAAUUUUCGAAAUUUAUGUGGCAUUUGGUGAUACAUAUCACAUUGUCAGUAUGUGUUAGUAUACUGGCAAUGUUAUAAGUUGCCAAAUGUAUGUAGUCUUCUGUAAAAGCAUACUUCCCACAUCUGUGUGGUAUGUAAUUAAGAAUAUAUGCCAUAUAUCAUUAACUCUGUGACGUAUUUGUUGCUGUGGACUUUUGCAUUUCACAUUUGACUACACUUGCACGUGCAUGUACUUGGACAUUGUGUUGGAUUGUGAAGAGAGGCUCAUUUCAUAAGUGUGCUUUGAUACUUGCAUCCCACAAGUGUCACGUGAUGUAGGACAGAAUGCAAGUGAUAAAGCUCACAUGUACCUGAUACAUUUUCACCUGCACGGGUCUCUCAGAAAAUUGCAACUUUCAUGCAGUACAUUAGCUUAAUUGUAAAUAGGCUGUAUCGUGAAUGUCAUGAAAUCUGAUUGUCAGAUCGGUCAAGUGAUGUAUUAUUACUGGAUCAACAUAUAGGGUAUACGUUAUUGGUAUGUUGCAAGAUAAAAUUAUACUAAUACUUCAUGUUAUGACACGUUAUGACUUUAUGUGUAAUAAGUCCAAUUUAUGCAGAUUAUUUUUACUUUGCAUGAAGCGUUUCUACGUAUUAUAUAUGUAUGUGUAGGUGUAAAGUUUGUGCACACACUAUUUACCUCCAUUUAAGUGAAUGUAUGGGUUUUACUCGUCAUGUCAACUGCUGUAAUUCUUGUCUUUAACCAAGAGAUGAUUGUUUUCAGGUCGGAAAUUGCAUUUGUUCUUAGCACCUACAUGUGUUUACAUCACCACACCGAAUAUGCUAUAUAUUUUACUAAAGAAAAACUAAAUAAAUUCGCAACAAGGAACAGAAUACCUCUGCACAGGAAAUGGUUUCUGUUUGGUUUUAGAGACGACAUGAAAGUAGGCAUGACAAGCAAGUGCAUAUCAAAUGAAUAAUAGUACCAGGCAUGAGAUUGUACGAAUUUGAUUAAAAUGUAAGUGUUGUUGCCAUUUACUCUUCCUAUAAUAUGUGUUUUCAUUGUAGCAUCUUCAUAAGUACAAUUUCUGUACAUAUUAUGUACACCUGUAAUUAUGAGCAUGUAAAUAGAUAUACAUAGUGCUGACUCAAUCCUCUUGGCCACACCUGCAUGUAUCCAGCUUCUGUGGCUUAUUUUGUGUCGUGACUACAGUGACAUGGAGCCUCUAUUGCGUAGUUUACAGGUGUAUUUUGUGUUUGGCUGCUAAUUGAAGUACUUGCAAGUAUCUGCUUGUAUACAGACUAGACACACAACACUAUUUACCUGUAUGAUCUGUGAAAUGGCCCAACAGGUACAGGUGCUGUCACCAGUACUGUUGUGGAGCAGCAUAUAAAAAUGUGUUCCAUACCAUGUAUUUCCUGACUGAAAUGUGUUGCUUGAAAGGCAAAAAACACAUUAGCAUGAAAUGUUAGCAUGUCAGAUGAAAGACCAUUAAAUAUUCUUUAGAAAAAUAUUUUGAUUUAUUUUUUUUUUAAGAAUAUUUUUUUAAUGCAUUUAAACAAAUGCAUUUUAAACUUUGAAUUCUACUGUGGCCUUUUCUGACCAUAUUCGGACCAAUCAUGUCAUUUCAGCUUUUUGCCACUUGACACACAUCGAUUUCUGUAUUGCAUCAUUUAAAGUGCAUCUUCAUUUAGAGCUAUGAAUGCAUUCAACAAAUGGACCUUGAAGCAAACUAUUUCAAGCCAAAAAUAUUGCUGAGACGUCACUGAUACCCUCUUGGUCCCAACAGACCACCACAGAAUCCUGUGUUUUAAAUGCAUUUUAAUUGGUUAGAUAAAUUCUAAAAAAAUAAAACUAUUUUCCUGGACAGUGUUUAAUGGUCUUUCAUCUGAUAAAUAUUUUAGUUUUUUUUUUUUUUGCCUUUAAUGGCUGUUUUGACAUGUUUUCUUAAAGCAACUAAAGUUUAAUCUUUUUUAAUCUUUAAAUUUCAGUGAUUAUACAUAGCUGUAGGUCUGAUGAGAAAUUAUAGUCAUGAUUACAACUCCUGCAUGAUUUUACAACAGUUUCCGCAUAUCUGUUUAUUUCAGUUAAUGUGGUUACUACACCUUACAACCUGGCAAAGGUUUGAAGACAGAUUCUUAGUGCACCUGAAGAUUCCUAUAUUAGUGCUCUUGGAAUGUCCCACAAAACUUUAUUAACUGCUGCUAUACAGUUAUUUGUUAGAUUUUAGGUGUUCAGGGGAUUUUCUCUUCAUUUUUUGUCAUUUAAUUUUUUUCUGCAGUAUUUCAAUAUUUGUUUAUUUGUCCUUUUAUUUUUCGAAUUCACUACACCUGGUAUUUACAAAUAGGCCUGCGUGUACGUUUUUUAAAGUGCCAUUAUGUCUUAGCAUGUUUUGUGGGAAGUAGGUUAUGUGUAAUCCAACUAUUAGAUCUAUGUUAUGGACAUCGAGGGCUUAGGUUAUAAGGCUUACUGAGAAGUAUGUAUCCUAAACAGUCGAUAAGUGCCUGAUAUUCCAAUAAUUUGAAGCCUCCAGAAGUCCAUAUAAAUCCAAUGUAUUGUCCACAUUUGCAUUAAUAACACCCUGUACAUUGCUUUUUGCCAUGGUAGACUGAACACCCCUUGUUUAGAAUGCCAUGUGAGUGUUAACAAUAAAUAAAUAAUGUUUUUAGUUUUUCUGAAA